This is a messenger RNA of Enhydra lutris kenyoni (northern sea otter), 2500 nucleotides long. RefSeq names its product bromodomain containing 9. Gene Ontology annotation, biological process: regulation of transcription by RNA polymerase II. NCBI's taxonomy places the organism in Eukaryota, Metazoa, Chordata, Mammalia, Carnivora, Mustelidae. Bases 81 to 1934 code for a protein of 617 amino acids. The record is from RefSeq and is a predicted model, not a curated record. The transcript has 16 exons. Gene Ontology annotation, cellular component: nucleus.
GCCGCGGGGGCGGCGGCCACGCUCCUGUCCGGCCCGCUGCUGCCCUCGGCCCCGCGCCCCGGCCCCGGCCUCGCGCCGCCAUGGGCAAGAAGCACAAGAAGCACAAGACCGAGUGGCGCUCGUCCUACGAGGAUUACACAGACAAGCCCCUGGAGAAGCCCCUGAAGCUGGUCCUCAAGGUCGGAGGAAGUGAAGUGACCGAGCUCUCGGGGUCUGGGCACGACUCCAGUUACUACGACGACAGGUCAGACCACGAGCGCGAGCGGCACAGAGAAAAGAAGAAGAAGAAGAAGAAGAAAGCGGAGAAGGAGAAGCACCUCGAUGACGAAGAGAGAAGGAAGAGGAAGGAGGAGAAGAAGCGGAAGCGGGAGAAGGAGCACGGGGACACGGAGGGCGAGGCCGAUGACUUUGAUCCGGGGAAGAAGGUGGAGGUGGAGCCGCCCCCUGACCGGCCCGUGCGCGCCUGCCGCACCCAGGCGGCGGAGCACGAGAGCACGCCUAUCCAGCAGCUGCUGGAGCACUUCCUGCGCCAGCUCCAGAGGAAAGAUCCUCACGGAUUUUUUGCUUUUCCGGUCACGGAUGCGAUUGCGCCUGGUUACUCCAUGAUAAUAAAACACCCCAUGGAUUUCGGCACGAUGAAGGACAAGAUUGUGGCCAACGAGUACAAGUCGGUCACAGAAUUUAAGGCAGAUUUUAAGCUGAUGUGCGAUAACGCCAUGACCUACAACAGACCGGACACCGUGUACUACAAGUUAGCCAAGAAGAUCCUUCACGCGGGCUUUAAGAUGAUGAGCAAAGAGCGGCUGCUAGCCUUGAAGCGCAGCAUGCCGUUUGUGCAGGACGUGGAUUUCUCUCAGCAGGCAGCUCUUCUGGGCAGUGAAGACCCCGCCGCCGAGGAGCCCGUUGCCGAGGUAGCGCCCGUGCAAGUAGAAACUGCCAGGAAAUCCAAAAGGCCGAGCAGAGAGGUCAUCAGCUGCGUGUUCGAGCCGGAAGGAAACGCCUGCAGCCUGACUGACAGCACCGCGGAGGAGCAUGUGCUGGCCUUGGCGGAACAUGCGGCCGACGAGGCUCGGGACAGGGUCAGCCGGCUCCUCCCAGGGGGCAAGAUGGGCUACCUGAGGAAGAACGGGGACGGUGGCCUGCUCUACAGCGUGGUCAACACGGCCGAGCCGGACGCCGACGAGGAGGAGACCCACCCCGUGGACCUGAGCUCGCUCUCCAGCAAGCUGCUCCCCGGCUUUACCACGCUGGGCUUCAAAGACGAGAGAAGGGGCAAAGUGACGUUUUUGUCCAGUGCCACCACCGCACUGUCGACGCACAACUCAGUAUUCGGAGACUUGAAAUCGGAUGAAACCGAGCUGCUUUACUCUGCCUAUGGAGACGAGACGGGCGUGCAGUGUGCGCUGAGCCUGCAGGAGUUUGUGAAGGACGCUGGGAGCUACAGCAGGAAACUGGUGGACGACCUGCUGGACCAGAUCACCGGUGGGGACCACUCGCGACUGCUCUUCCAGCUGAGGCAGAGGCGGAAUGUUCCGGCGAAGCCUCCGGACGACGUGAAGGCUGGGGACUCGCUGGGUGACGGCGGCUCCGUCCUGGACUUCAUGUCGAUGAAGUCCUACUCGGACGCCUCUCUGGACAUCUCCGCGCUCGGCUCCCUGGGGAAGGUGAAGAAGGAGCUGGACGCCGAUGACAGCCACCUGAACUUGGACGAGACAGCGAAGCUUCUGCAGGAUCUGCACGAGGCACAGGCAGAGCGCGGGGGCUCCCGGCCGUCCUCCAACCUCAGCUCCCUGUCCAACACCUCCCCCUCCGACAGGGACCAGCACCACCUGGGAAGCCCUUCUCGCCUCAGUGUCGGGGAGCAGCCGGAGGUGACCCACGACCCAUACGAAUUCCUUCAGUCUCCAGAAGCUGCGGCUUCCGCGAAGAGCUAGCCUUGUGGAUAGUCUUCCGUUUUUUAAAUUUUUUUAUUUGCAUGUAACUGAGUUUUUGUCUUGAGACAAAGACUUUGAUUUUGUCCCUUUUGGCAUGUGGGGGGUCAUCUCUGGUAUCAUGUCGGCCGCGCACGGACCCAGUGUGUCUGCAUCGCCCCGGGAGUCCUGAACAGUGGAGGUCACACAGUGCGUGGCCAGGUGGGGCCGAGCCCGUGUGUGCCCGAGCUUUGAGCUGUUGGUCCGCCCAUGGGGCACUGUCUGCCCCAGCGCCCUUCCCAGAAGCCCCUUGGGAAGCAGACGUGCCUGUGGCAGGGUUCCUGCGUGUUCUCUGCCCCGCCCCCCACACCGCUGCGUCUCCGAAGGAGGUCAUGGAGGGCAGCGCCCUCCUGGCCUGGGACAGGCCCCGCGCUGCUGGUUCCUGUGCUGGGCAAGGCCUGCCUUCUGCUGGAGGGCCACACGGCCACGGGCUGUGUCGGAGACCUUUUUAUUCCGGUUGUGUUUACUGGAUGCGUGUUUACAUUUGCAGAACACAGAGAACUCAAUAAAGGACUGAGGGUUUGCGUGUA